GGCUGCGAGGAGGAGGAGGAGGCGGUGCGGGCUGCGGCGGCGGCAGUCGCUGCGGCGGGGCGCGCCGGGGACGCAGCGCUCCGCUCCCGCAGGAAGCGGCCCGGGGCGGGGGCGGCCGGUCGCAGCCAUGCCGGGCCCGGGGCGCUGAGCCUGCCCCGCCGCCCGCCCCGGUCCCCCCCCCCGGCUCCGGCUCCCUCCGUGCCGCACAAUGGAGGAGGAGAGCAUCAAGCAGAGCUCGCGGUCCUCCGAGGCAGCUGAGGAUGAGAAGGACCAGCGCACAGUGACAGUCAACCCCUCGCACAUGAGGAAGGCAUUCAAGGUCAUGAACGAGCUGCGGAGCAAGAGGCUCCUCUGUGAUGUGGUGAUUGUGGCUGAAGCUGUGGAGAUGGAAGCUCACCGCGUGGUGCUGGCGGCCUGCAGCCCGUAUUUCUGUGCCAUGUUUACAGGAGACAUGUCUGAAAGUAAAGCCAAGAAGAUUGAGAUAAAAGACGUUGAUGGGCAGACCCUGAGGAAGCUGAUUGAUUACAUCUACACGGCCGAGAUCGAGGUCACGGAAGAGAAUGUGCAGGUUUUGUUGCCAGCUGCUAGUUUAUUGCAACUGAUGGAUGUUAGAAAAAACUGCUGUGACUUCCUUCAGUCCCAGCUGCAUCCCACCAACUGCCUCGGAAUCCGAGCUUUUGCCGAUGUGCACGCGUGUACGGAGCUGCUGCAGCAGGCCAACGCCUAUGCAGAGCAGCACUUUCCUGAGGUGAUGCUAGGAGAAGAAUUUCUUAGCCUUAGUCUGGACCAGGUUUGCAGUUUAAUAUCAAGUGACAAGCUCACAGUCUCCUCUGAAGAAAAGGUCUUUGAAGCUGUUAUUUCUUGGAUAAACUAUGAGAAGGAGUCUCGCUUGGAGCACAUGGCUAAACUGAUGGAGCACGUUCGCCUGCCCCUUUUGCCCAGAGACUACCUUGUGCAGACAGUCGAAGAAGAAGCUUUAAUCAAGAAUAACAACACCUGUAAAGACUUCCUCAUCGAGGCCAUGAAAUACCAUUUACUUCCUCUGGAUCAAAGGCAACUCAUAAAGAACCCCAGAACAAAGCCAAGGACUCCUGUUAGCCUGCCCAAGGUGAUGAUCGUGGUGGGUGGGCAGGCGCCCAAAGCCAUCCGCAGUGUGGAGUGCUAUGAUUUUGAGGAGGAGCGGUGGGAUCAGGUUGCUGAGCUUCCCUCCAGGAGAUGCAGAGCAGGCGUGGUGUUCAUGGCCGGCAACGUGUACGCCGUGGGGGGCUUCAACGGCUCGCUGCGGGUGCGGACGGUGGACGUGUACGACGGCGUGAAGGACCAGUGGACGUCCAUAGCCAGCAUGCAGGAGAGGCGAAGCACCCUGGGGGCGGCUGUGCUCAACGACCUCCUGUACGCAGUGGGCGGCUUCGAUGGCAGCACUGGUCUGGCAUCAGUUGAGGCCUAUAGCUAUAAAACCAAUGAGUGGUUUUUUGUGGCUCCCAUGAACACAAGAAGAAGCAGUGUUGGAGUUGGAGUUGUGGAGGGGAAGCUGUACGCCGUGGGGGGCUACGACGGAGCGUCCCGGCAGUGCCUUAGCACCGUGGAGCAGUACAACCCUGCCACCAACGAGUGGAGCUACGUGGCCGACAUGAGCACGCGGCGCAGCGGCGCAGGAGUUGGUGUUCUCAGUGGGCUGCUGUACGCGACUGGAGGCCACGACGGUCCCUUGGUGAGGAAGAGUGUGGAAGUCUAUGACCCAGGGACAAACACCUGGAAGCAAGUAGCAGACAUGAACAUGUGCAGAAGAAAUGCAGGUGUGUGUGCAGUGAAUGGGCUCCUCUACGUGGUGGGAGGAGAUGAUGGCUCCUGCAACUUGGCCUCGGUGGAAUACUACAACCCCAUCACAGACAAGUGGACGUUGCUACCCACCAGCAUGAGCACGGGGAGAAGCUACGCAGGUGUGGCUGUGAUCCACAAACCCUUGUGACACAUGACCAAGCCAAUGCAAGGAGCAGAGAAGUGAAGUGGAUCCAGCUAGGUGAUGUUAGGAAGCUGACUGACCUCUGACUUGACCCAUCCCAUUGCUGUUACCGUCUCGGCAUGACAAGUGAUACGUUCCGAACAUCAUUUGCUCUGUGGUGGAUUGUGUAGCAAACUGAAAAUCCCUCUGGGGACAUGUUCCAUGCUAGACAAGAGGUGUUGCUUGUUAUCUGUGGUGCAAUCAACUGUUCUUCUCAGUGGCUCACGCCCUGAGACAAACACUGUGCUUGAACUGCAGGCACUCGGUGUCUCGUGUGAAACAGAACUGCUACGUUUGGGCAUGUGAGUAAAAAGGAACACUUCUGGAUUUCCUCACUACUGAUGCUCCAUGCACAUGAUUGGUUGAACUACUCACUCACUGUGCCUGGAGGGUGGACUUUACUACUGGCAGUGGAAACUUCUGAGUUACCAUCUGAGAAAAGCAGUCAGCAGAAAUGGACUGGAGCAGGGUGCUCUGGCUUGAGUGUGCCGCUGUCUCAGUCGUCCGUUUGUAUAUGCCACUGGACCACUGUAUGUACCCCUGGAAUGCUUGUCGUGUGGUGGAAAUAAACACCUUGUGAUUUUUCUACUUGCCAUGAAUGCUGUUUGCUGUACCUGCUGGGACCUGCUGGGCAGUGCCUUCCCUGGGGCUGAAGUCUCAGCACCUGAACCGUGCAGAACGUCUCAGCCCUGCAAGACGCCUGCUGCUCCCCUGUGGGAUUUAUUGCUCCCCUGGGACACGUGCUGCUGGAACAGAGAAUAUCCCAACCCAUGCACCCCAGCUGUGCUGAAAGCCCCAGUCCUAGCUGCCCAGCAUCUCAAUGCCAAUUCAUAGGAGAGCAUUUAGAUGUUGUAACAAAUACCUUGUGGUGCCAUGAAUGUAGAGGUGUUACACAGGAGGAUCCUCUCUCACCCCAGCAGGGUUUAAUGAGCAAAGUCAAAUACCUGCAGUGUUUCAAUGCUUCCAGUCUAUAGAGAUUGACUACUCCCUGUAAUUGCUGGUUUAAUCUUGCCCCUUCUGGAGGUGUUCCUCUUAGUGUGAAGAAUUGAUGAGAUGAUUCAAAACAGACCACU
This is a messenger RNA of Dryobates pubescens (Downy woodpecker), 3075 nucleotides long. It is a transcript of the gene KLHL3, whose product is annotated as kelch like family member 3. Gene Ontology annotation, cellular component: cytosol. Bases 209 to 1969 code for a protein of 586 amino acids. Gene Ontology annotation, molecular function: protein binding. Gene Ontology annotation, biological process: renal sodium ion absorption; monoatomic ion homeostasis; protein K48-linked ubiquitination. The transcript is spliced from 15 exons. Lineage: Eukaryota; Metazoa; Chordata; Aves; Piciformes; Picidae. The record is from RefSeq and is a predicted model, not a curated record.